AGAAACACCUAGUCAGAAGCAACAAUAUCUACUCGCAUCCAAACUUAUCGUCCUGAUCAGACAAUGCGCGUCCAUCCUCUCAUGCCUCACAGAAAGCCUCAGCCAUGCCACCUUUCCUCCCGCGAAAGCGUUCGACGCCACCAGCAUCCCCUCGGCCCACGCCACUCAAGAAGGCAAAACUGUCGGAUGUGCUCGACGCGGAAUCGAGAAACACACCUGGAUCUGACAAACCGAGAGCCUUCUCUCUAGGAAGUGAUGGCUCCGAAUCGAGCCUUAGUGACGUGGACAGUGACGAGUUUGAAGAUGUCUCCCCCGCCGUCAAACACCCUGAGUCUACAAAGCACGAAGAGGAAGACGAGGACGAUGAAAUAGAAUGGGAGGAUGCGGGCGCUAGCACACUUGUUGCGACGCCAGCCCAGACUCCUCUGGCCGAUGGGCCAAUUGAGCUGGUGUUCCGUAAGGACAACAACGAGAUUGACUAUGGCACUGCGACCGCCGCCACUACGGGCAAGAAAGGGCCAACUAAGCGCGAGAAGGAGGCUAGGGUGAGAACACAUCAAAUGCACGUCCAACUAUUGCUAUGGCAUAACUCAAUACGAAACCGAUGGAUAUCCGACAGCAUAGUUCAGCAAACCCUGGUCAACCAAUUGCCACCUCAAAUCAAGAAGGAAGUUGAGAAGUGGAAAGUCGCAAGUGGACUGGUUGAUCCUGAGGCCGAGUCAAAGUCAAGGGGUCGGAGAAUGGGGAAGGGCAAAGCAGUCAAUGCUCGUCAAGAGAGAGACUGGGGAAGGCCAAGCCAGCGCAUGGAGAAAGGCAAGCCGAAUAUGAGCAAUGGCGAUCCGCUAAUCUCUUUGAUGAAGGUUCUCGCGGCUUACUGGAAGAAGCGGUUUGCGAUCACGGCACCAGGUCUUAGGAAGCGUGGCUAUGGGACCAAACAAGCGCUGAAACAAAUCAUCUACUCAUUCCGAAAUGACGAACACGAUCCAGAAGAACAUGGUGAACGGAUUCGGGAUAUUGAAGAAUUCCGUGAAGUGGCUCGGCGAUGUGAAGGCUCAAGGGAUGCAGGGGCUCAACUGUUCACGGCGCUUUUGAGAGCAGUUGGUAUCGAGUCUCGACUUGUGGCAAGUCUGCAACCAACAGGCUUUGGCUGGACGAAAGCAGAACAACAAUUUCCGCGAAAGCCUGCAAAAGCUGCGGAGACUGAUACUGACACAUCCUCUUACGAGUCCGAUCACGAUGACUCCGUUUCUCUAUCUGAGAUCACGAAGUCAAAGCCAGUAGUUAAAGCGAACGCUCGUACUUCUACUAGAGAUCAGAGAGGCACUACAAGCAAACCCAUCAACCUGGACACUGAUGUCGAAGAAGAUGAUACAACUUCGGGUAUGAAUGAGGACGAUUCGGUCGUGGAUGUCACUCCAACUAUGCCAAAGAGGCGUCCGCAGAAGUAUGACCGUGACAACCCUUAUCCGAUUUAUUGGACAGAAGCCAUAUCGCCAAUCACAAACCAGGUGCUGCCAGUUUCUCCUCUCGUGCUUGACCCUCCUGUUGCUUCCACCCCGGAAAUACUGGCUGCUUUUGAGCCUCGCGGCGUCAAAGCAGACAGAACCAAAACCGUCAUGGCCUAUGUUAUUGCUUACUCCGCCGAUGGCACAGCAAAAGAUGUUACUGUCAGAUAUCUCAAGAAGAGGAUAUGGCCCGGUAAGACUAAGGGGUUCCGGUUUCCAGUGGAGAAGAUUCCUAUCUACAAUAAAAACGGUAAAGUCAAGCGCUAUGAAGACUACGACUGGUUUAGGCGAGUCAUGAGUGGUUAUCAACGUCCAGAUGCGUUGAGAACGCCAGCUGAUGAUGUAGAAGAUGCGCAUGACCUCGUCCCGCAAGAACCUGAGAAAAAGGAAGUUAAAGAUGACGUGGACACUUUACAAAGUCUCAAAGCAUCGGCUGAUUUUGUACUUGAGCGCUUUCUCAGGCGUGAAGAAGCAUUGAGGCCUGGUGCGGAGCCCGAUCGAAAAUUCGUCUCCGGAAAAGGCGAAAACCUGAAAGAAGAGCUCGUUUACCGACGUUCUGAUGUCCUGCGAUGCUUGACUGCGGAAUCAUGGCACAAAGAAGGACGAAGACCGAGGGAAGGCGAAGCGCCGUUAAAGCUCGUACCUGUUCGUGCCGUGACGCUCGCCAGGAAGCGCGAGGCAGAAGAUUAUGAAAGACGUACUGGUGAGAAGCAAACCCAGGGUUUGUACUCAUGGGAUCAGACCGAAUACAUCAUCCCACCUCCGAUCGAAAAUGGAGUGAUUCCGAAGAACGCUUACGGCAAUAUCGAUUGCUUCGUGCCGAGUAUGGUGCCCAAAGGUGCUGUCCAUGUACCAUUGAGAGGGACUGUCAGGAUCUGCAAAAAGCUGGACAUCGACUUUGCUGAAGCGGUCACUGGCUUUGAAUUUGGCAACAAGAUGGCUGUCCCUGUGAUCACUGGUGUAGUGGUUGCUAAAGAGAACGAGAAGGCAGUCAUUGAGGCAUGGACCGAGUUCAACGAGAAGCAGAGACAAAAAGAGGAAUCGAAGAUGGAAAAACUUGUUUUGGACCUAUGGAGAAAAUUCGUCAUGGGUUUGAGGAUCCGCGAGCGUAUCCAAGAUACUUACGGUGACGUCGUUGACGACACAUCCAUUUACGCCGCUGGGAACAGCAAGGACCAACCGAUCAACCUCGAAGACGAAGGUGACAUGCCGGGUGCUGCUCUGCCAAUUGCUGCCGAGGAUGAUUUUGGCGGUGGAUUCAUCGUCGACGAUGAAGAGCUGGCAAUCCCAGAAGAUCUUGAGAUGGUUCACCACGAACCUCGUGCCGAAAGAAGCAGAUCUAUGAGAAUAUCACGAGGUUUGAAUGAAUAUCCGACUCCCGUCUCAGUAUCGCCUGCGAAGACGAAUGGUGUAAGCCAGAACAAAUCGCUUCUUCAAGCUGCCGAUGAAACCACCACAGCUUCAGAACUAUCAUCCGCGCCAAAUGAAUCCGAUUUUGAUUUGCAACCUGCCAAAAUGGAAGAAAUGGAACGUGCGGCCAUUCCAGCGAUACCGGCUUCCAAGGCCAGAAUUGAAGUUUCUAUUCCAAAAUUUCAUCGCCAGGGGCCUACCCCUUCCAAUACUGUGUCAAGAACCGCGCAGGAUACUGAUGAAAGUGAAGAUGAGCAAUCAGAAUCACUCGAGGACGAGACCAACGAUGACGAUGCCUACAAACCAGUACGACGAUCUGGACGUAAGACCGCCAAGACUGAAGUGAGGCGAGUAAGAAGUCAGACAAAGACACAGACACGCAGAACAAGUACAAGAGUGAGGAGAGGAGGUCGUCAAUCCAAGUCUCGAGUGGACCUUGAUGAUCGUGAUGAUGAGGAUGAGGUCGUGACGCCAAAGACUAAACGGGCCAGUCGUCGCCUGAGGAGAGACAGCGCUGUGGUCACCAGUCCUUAUUUCGAAAGCUGAGUCGUUCUAGCCGGGGAGCUUCUUGAUAUGUUUUAUUGUAUGAUGCCCGAGACACCACCUGGUAAAUACUAGAGUUAAUCUGGUAGAUGAUUCUGGGAAAAAAAGUGUACCAGUGAAGAAUCCAUCCGUACAAGUUUACUUGUGAAUAAAAUAAAACCCAUCAGUGUGAGAUAUGUCAUGGCUUCAAGGCUUUAUAC
Messenger RNA from Exophiala oligosperma, 3658 nucleotides. RefSeq lists its product as uncharacterized. The record is from RefSeq and is a predicted model, not a curated record. The transcript has a single exon. Bases 105 to 3461 code for a protein of 1118 amino acids. Gene Ontology annotation, biological process: nucleotide-excision repair; mismatch repair. Gene Ontology annotation, molecular function: damaged DNA binding; single-stranded DNA binding. Lineage: Eukaryota; Fungi; Ascomycota; Eurotiomycetes; Chaetothyriales; Herpotrichiellaceae. Gene Ontology annotation, cellular component: cytoplasm; nucleotide-excision repair factor 2 complex; nucleus.